CCCAGCUUAAAGCCUGGGGGGUUUGCAAACCGGGUUCCGGGUAGCUAUUCUAGAGCCAAAAUAGAUCCCUUCAAAAGACAAGGGGGAGCAGGGCAAGGGGCUAUGAUGUGGCCAAAUUUUUUCCUCCAAGACGAGGAGCAGCGCAUGGGGGGGCGCACACGGGCAGGGGUCAAGCGGCGCAAGGUCCUGACGGAUGAGCAAGAGGGCAAGAUCAAGCUGGCCUUCUUCGUGGCCAUCGUGGGGAUGACCCUGACAGUGCUGGCCGUGGGCACAGAAUUCUGGGUGGAGCUCAACACCUACAAGCAGAACCAAUCCCUCGUCUGCGAGGCGGCCCACUAUGGCUUGUGGAAGUUUUGCCACAAGAAACUCUGGAUGGACGUUGUGGAAGAGGAGAGGGCUACCUGUGGACCCGCAGAGCUGCCUGGAGAAGCCAACUGUUCUUAUUUCAAAUUCUUCACUACUGGGGAGAAUGCUCACAUCUUCCAGAGGACUACUAAAAAAGAACUGAACAUCACGGCGGCCAUUGUGUCCCUCGUCAGCAUCACCCUAAUGGCCAUGGGGUCCCUCUGCAUCACGGUGGCUCUGAGCAAAGGGGUUGAAUUUCUCCUGAAACCAGCAUCUUGCUUCUUUAUCAUAUCAGGCAUUAUGGUGCUGGUAUGUCUGGAGGUUUUCCGGCACUCGGUUCGGUGGCUUAUCACCUCUGAUGAGACCAUCCCACUGGAGUACGAGUAUUCCUGGUCUGUGGCUUGUGCAGUGGCGGCUGGGGCUAUCCUGAUCUUUGGCGGAGGCUGCUUUAUCCUUUUGUCCAUCCCUGGCUUGCCCAAAAAGCCCUGGGAAUACUGCAUGAAAAGCCGCAGCAGCAGCAGCAACGCUUCCUAAAAACCGUACGGGAGAGAAUCCCAAAGUCUCUCUUUCUCUCAUUCUGCCAACAAACACAAUCACACACACACACACACACACACACACACACACAAUAUAUCUCUCACACAAAUGAACAAACAUACAUAUACCUCCACCCACCCCUAGGGGGCAGAAAGAACCGACCUUCUCCCUCCUACAUGCCUGCCCUCUUUCUCCAUCCUCUGGACUCUGUUUUCUCCCUUCCCUGUUUUGUGACUUGUAAAUAGAACCUCUAGUGCUUGUUUUGUUUUAGAUUGGCGGGGGGGGGGGGCGGCAAUGAGGAAAGGGCUCUGCUUGUGAAUGAGGGGACAGCUGUGCUAAUGAACUGAGAAAUUACGAGGGGAGGGAGGAUAAAGGGCUGUAUUUUAAACCCGGUUUUUAUAAAUGGCUAUUUAUAGCUCAAUGGA
Molecule: messenger RNA, 1307 nt
Organism: Podarcis raffonei (Aeolian wall lizard)
Lineage: Eukaryota; Metazoa; Chordata; Lepidosauria; Squamata; Lacertidae
Gene: CACNG6
Product: calcium voltage-gated channel auxiliary subunit gamma 6
Exons: 4
Coding region: 103-879 (258 amino acids)
Biological process (GO): calcium ion transmembrane transport; regulation of calcium ion transmembrane transport via high voltage-gated calcium channel
Cellular component (GO): L-type voltage-gated calcium channel complex; membrane
Molecular function (GO): calcium channel regulator activity; voltage-gated calcium channel activity
Source: RefSeq, a predicted model, not a curated record